AACAGCGGUUCAGAUAGAGAACGAUCGCCUGCACGAUCGAGUUAUGACGGAGGAUUACAUGUUGUCCGUUUCAUUUGGUAAAAUUGGCAGGCCAAACUCGUUCCAUUUAUUAGUUUAACGGACUAAAAAAAUUACAAUCAUCUAUCAAACGAGAGUUCUUCAUUUGUGUUGCCAUUUUAGUUCCAUCGUCUUCGGCUGUCUGCUGCUGCAUAUUCUCCCGUUGCAGAGAUUCGACAUCUGCUGUUUGGUUCGUGUAAACAAGAGGACGGUGCCUACUACGUACACGCACAAUCGAUCGUAAUAGGGUCCAACAUCAACCUGUGCUUUAUUGCUGGGUUUUCUACGCCCUCCACAAUGAGCUGAUUAUCACGGAAGAAACUUGACGGUGACUGUCGCCUUCGUUAACAUCAAAUCAUGCCAUCGGCUUGCUGCGCAAAAAAUGCUGCCCCUCUUUUUCUUGCUUUCUGGAUAACAGCUCAUCACCUGCUUCUCGCAGUCGGAUCGCAGCGGGUGACCCCAUUCAACGUCACAGUCAAAGAGCUCAGCUCGUCUUCUGCCUUAGUCACCUGGUCUCUCUUUGCUGAUGAGAGCCCUCCGGUUUCGUCUAACCACACGGCCGACAGCGCACAGCAGCCGUUUCGAUUGGAGAUCACAUAUCGACCGUAUCGGCAAAGGCAGAGAAUGAUUAUCGCUGUUCCAGCAGACGUGACAUCGUACAUUCUUAGCGAUUUAAGGCCAGGUAGCGAUUACAUGGUCAGAGUAACAAGCGUAACGAAAGGCCAUCGGAUACGUAGCCAGCCCGUCCGGCUGUCCAUGUCGCAGGUGAUGUCGGCUGGACCAGCACCUGAUGAAGUUGAUGGAGUUUACCUAUCACCGCCAUCAUAUCCUCCUCAUUUAAUGGGAGAUGGUUUCUCACCUCUGCUGCCUCCAUUCAUUGCACCUCCGCCGCCAUCGAGUCAAUCCCGCAAUUAUCGGCCAACGGGAAAUUUCACGUCCAUUUUGGCCGAUUACCGAUUCCCGCCAACAGCCAACAGUGCGGGAGUAGUUUACGUGCGCGGCGAAGAAGUUGGAAUUGUUAUCCUGGUUCUCAUAGUUUGGGUAGCCGCUGUGGCGCUAUUUUUCCAUCGCUGGGGCAAGAUAAGGAUGCUGUUACCUUAUCAACCCGUAUUCAAAGAAGAGGAACCGGUCAUUGUAGGCUGUUCACCAUCGCCGACGCCGUUGCAGCUCUCUCAGCCUUCGCAACUAUUACCGUCGUCGAGUCUCUCGCAAUCGCAGCCGCCCGUUCCACCAUCAGCCGUUCACGUUAGCGCCAAUAAGUUCGUUUCGCUCGAUCCGGCCGCUAUCCGCCGCAAUCAGUUUAUGCUCCAUUCCAGGUUGGCCAGAAUGCAAGCUUACACGGAGCGGCGUAACUGGCCAGCAUCUAUGAGUAGGUUGGAUCAAAAUUGCAUCAUUGUCGGACGAAGUCCUUUGCCGGCCGUUCGGCAGAAAAUCUACGCCAACCGGCGAGCCAACACGAUCGCGGUAGACACGUGCGACUGUUGCGAACGUCCCAUCGGCUACUGCCGGAAGCAAAACGAUCCCAAUCACAGUCGUUAUCACCAACGUGGAAUUCAUCAAGCGAAAUUCGCCAGCGGUUCCGGCUGCAGUUGCGAGGAGCCCCGCAAAGAGCAUCCGCGUAAGGCGCACAGUGCUGAGGUCAUUACGCUCACCGUCACCUCGUGUGACAGCCCAACUAACAGCGUACGCUCAAACAGCACUCCAGAGUUACCGGAACAUGUGAAUUCGCCCUUUUCGGCGAGGCCGCAACGGCCUAAUAAUUUUCGUCGCGAAGAAACGAGGACAGCAGAGUGUUCCCUUUAAUCUCGAAAGUGAAACAGCUGAAAUGGUUGAAUUUUCAGAACUCUUCCCAUUGUUUUUAUUAGUAUUUGCCAGUUUUCCGCUAUCUGAUGAUAGUUUGAAAGAUGACAUGUUUUCAACGGGAAUCGCCUAUAGGACAAUAGUAAUCAAGUUUGGUCCAAAUGUACUAUAUUGCAGACUGUCGGGGUUGCAUGACCUGAUUUUUCUUCUUCUAACUUGUGUGACUUGUUGUCCGGCCCGGUGACCCUUCAUUCGUGACCUUUUUUUGAACUUCUUUAUUUCUUUAUUUUAUUUUUUUACCCGGCCAAUGACCUAGUUAUCUCUUUCUUAAUAGACUUAGUUUCCCUUUCCCUCCGCUUUGUCGUGUAGCUAGACAUUAAUUCUUUGUUGGAUCGAUUCUACAAUUCCACCAUGUUUUUCUCUAUAGUCUAUAGAUUCAUUGAGCCAUCGUGUUUUCAAUAGCCUCGUAAAUUUGCAGCCAGAUGUAGCCUAUCUCACAUUUAUUUCAGCACUACAAAGUGGAUUUGUGUAUAUCGCCAACCUGAUCGAUUUACUAUGAGACAUUUACCCUUAUUCAUUAUGUAUAGACCCCGUAAUGUCCAGCUCACUUCGCGAGCAUGUCGAACUGGUUUUCUUGUGAUUUCUUGUGUUUAUUCAUCAAGACAAUUAUCGUUUAUCAUCAUCUCAACGCAAAAAUUACUCAAAUCACAAUCGAGUAUCACGCGUUCGUGAGUUUGGCUCUGUUUUUUUUUAGAUUUGCGUGUAUGAAUGUUGUGAAAAGGUGUAUAUCUUAAACUUGGGAUGAGGUUGAAGAUGGAUGGAAUACAAGUGGCGUACUAUUACUACCAA
Daphnia magna is the source of this 2706-nucleotide messenger RNA. RefSeq lists its product as uncharacterized. The coding region runs from base 415 to 1860 and encodes 481 amino acids. Gene Ontology annotation, molecular function: protein binding. The record is from RefSeq and is a predicted model, not a curated record. Lineage: Eukaryota; Metazoa; Arthropoda; Branchiopoda; Diplostraca; Daphniidae. The transcript is spliced from 8 exons.